Messenger RNA from Zeugodacus cucurbitae (melon fly), 1834 nucleotides. Its product is annotated as transmembrane protein 223. Gene Ontology annotation, cellular component: mitochondrion. The transcript has 2 exons. The coding region runs from base 93 to 830 and encodes 245 amino acids. Gene Ontology annotation, biological process: nervous system development. NCBI's taxonomy places the organism in Eukaryota, Metazoa, Arthropoda, Insecta, Diptera, Tephritidae. The record is from RefSeq and is a predicted model, not a curated record.
GCAAAACAGCUGUUUCUUUAAGGAGUUUGCAACAAAUGGAAAUGUUGAGGUUAGCGUAAUUAUAUAGUGCAAAGCAAAUUGCAGUUUGCAAAAUGAGUAAUUUAUUAAAUAUCACCGUAAACGCAACCGCCAAUAUUUUUCGUGCCAGCACCUGCCGUUUGCUGCAUCGCACACCGUUUGCUACGCAAACACUAAAACAAUCGUUUACAUCGAAAGCACCAUUGCUCAAUAAACCACUAAUUACAUUAAGAGCACCGGCACGUAAUCGUUCUUCACCUGUAUUCGAUGUGAACACAAAUGUCACCAAGGAUGUGAUACUAUUCAAAUACGAGAAUCCUAAAUACUACAAUGUGUUGAAUAUCUUUGGCUUAUGUCAAUUCGUAUUUUGGACUUACCUAUCGCAUUUUGCGUUUACAACGCUUAAAGAUGCGCCCGUGCAGGAAAUACCGGGAGAAGAGUUAGCGUGGUAUCAACAAAUAAACUUGGGUGAAAAUAAAUACAGAAAUGGCAUCACAACAAUAUGCUUUCUAAUAGGCUAUGGUAUACUUUGUGCCAGCUGGAUGUACACUUUACGUUCUGUGCGUUACCUCAUCCUACGUAAAGGUGGAAAAGAUGUUGCGUUUGUUACCUAUGGUCCCUUUAACAAAAACCGUAUAAUGACCGUGCCACUGAAAUGUGUUUCUGCGCAGGAAUCUCGUGAAUUGGCUCGCAACCAAUUGCCCAUCAAAGUAAAAAAUCGUUCACUCUAUUACGUACUCGAUAUGCGUGGAGAGUUUAAAAAUCCACAAUUGUUUGACUAUACCGCAGGCUUGAAGCGUCGGGUUGAUUGAAAUAAAUUAACGUGUACUGUUAUUUCUUAGUUAAUACAAACUGUUUAUUUACUCAUAUUAAGUCUUAGUUAAUAAAAAUUGUUACUGAUAGUUGAAUCUUAUUUACUUAAAAACGAACUUAUCGAUGUACAGCUAUUUUGUAGGUUUCAAAAUUAGUAGACUGGUUCAGGUUGUUGUGUGAUUAGUAAACCGAAACGUUUUUUGAUGGUCAAACGUUGGCGUGAAUAUUUAUCUUCCGGUGAAAAGCGUGCUGGAUGAGCAGAUAUUGUAGGCUGUCCAUCUUCAGUGCGUUUCUAAAAGGAAAAUAUAUUUAUUCAUUACUAUAUUCAAUUCGAAUUAGAGAUAUAAUAAUUUACCUUCAGAGUAUAAACACGCUCUCCGUUUUCGUUUAAAGUGUACAUCAGAUACAUUUUUGUAAAUUUAAAUUAUUUAGAAAACUCCUGAAAUCAAGUUUGUUGUUCGCACGUGUUUUGCACAGUUUGUAAGAAACACAAAUGUCAAUUUGAGAACGUCAAAACGAAAACUUAUCAAUUGUGAAUGGUGAUUGCAACAGCUGUUAAAAUUCAGCAAGUUACCACUUUGUUUAAAUUACUUACUCUUUUAAAAGAGAGUUAGUAGAACGAAUAAAUGUAAAAUAUUAUUAUUCUAUAAAUACAGUAUUUUAUAAAAUAUACAAAUAGUUUUAUAAGAUUUGAUUCAUUAACACAUAAAAGUUUUAAGAAAAUAUUUAUUCCCAUAAAAUAUAUGCUCUGGUAGCCUCUUCAAACGAGAAGAAGAAGAUGCACAAUAAUUUUCUUUGUUAUGGACGAAACGAUUUCUGCUAGAAAAAUAAUAACUUACAAAUAAAGUUAGUUUUGGCCACAGAUUUUGGAAAACUAAACAACAACACAUUUUCUACGAUUGUGAUUGAUAAGUAUUUGCAUUCGAAAUAGUGUUAAAGAGCUUAGAAUGCUGGCAAAACAAAUGUGAGCAAAACGGGCGGUGUACAAUAAACCCAGUGGAAG